Messenger RNA from Pocillopora meandrina, 12203 nucleotides. NCBI's taxonomy places the organism in Eukaryota, Metazoa, Cnidaria, Anthozoa, Scleractinia, Pocilloporidae. The record is from the annotation of a GenBank genome assembly.
AUGACUCAACUGGGACAGCAUGUGAGAACCAAAAGGUACCAAGUAGUCUGUACAAGGCGAAGAAAAGUUCACGGGGACUUUAAACUGAGAUAUCCUGAGAAAGUAGUGAAGAGAAAGAGGACGUCCAAACGAAGUAAAGACACUAAAGACGGUACGACUUGCGAGAAGAUUGAUCGAACCUUGAGGUUCUCUUAUCAACAGAAAAUCACACAAAAGGUGAGUCACUUAGAAAACUGUUCAUUGUUACAAAACGAAGAUAAAUUUUCAUCAACAGAUAUGACUAAUAAAGCCUUGUAAGCUCAACAGAUUUGCACAACCUCUUAGCAAUGAGAAUAUGAUGAAACAGUCCCACAAUUUCUUUUCAGUACAGCCAUCAGAAUACCAUUUGAACAAACAACAAUAAAGUUUUGAAAUAACGAGAGCACUAUAUAGUUGUAAGAACGAGCUUUAACAGAGACUUUAAUCGUGACGAAAAUGGUGGGAAAGUUUCAAAUAUUUUGACGGGCAUUUUGACAAGUGUGGCAACCUUUUUGGCUCAGGAAAAUGCGGAGAAAUAGGUUAUAAACCUUAGAUAAACAUGGAGUUUUUUCCGGAGGCCACUGUUACCAUAAGCGAUUAAUAAGAGAAGUUGAAGAGUCAAAAUUAAGUAAUUUGAGAAGCGUCCUUCCUCUACUGGGGAACAACUACUUUCUAAUAAACAUAUGAAAGUUUCUGUGACCUAAACAUUUCAUUCAACCCUGCUUUUCCUCCAAUAGAGGCGGAAAAAACGAACUUUUUCACUGAUUCAACUGUAUUAUAUUGUUCACGAAGGAUUAUUUGCUUUGUAAAUGUAUUGACCAAUCAAAUCAUGUGAUGUAGUCUAACAAAUGUUGUGAUUGGUUGAAAAUGACAUCUUUCAUAAGACUUGUAAAGCAUGCUGCGUGGCGUUACCUUCGACUCGUUCUGGAAACACAUAUAAUUUGCUAACAACUUAAAACGAAUAGGUGGUCCUCUAUAACCUGUCCUAAGUACCAGAGGAAUAAACACAAGCAUUCGACCUACUAAAGAAUUGUCUACCAGAAGUUCUGCGUAUACUCUCUGAACCGCAGCAACCAACUCCGGAGGGAGUUUGUCACUUUAGUAAGCAAUAGAUUGUAGCAAAUCAAUUCAGAAUCUUCGUGUGCAGCAAUUAUAUAUUUCCAUAGUGAACUUGUGCAGUAAUCAAGCAAAAAAUUGCAUGUGAGGCUUUCUAAAUUACAGUGGCUUCUUUCAAGGGAAAGCAAAAUCCCUCCCGAUUCUGAUAGAUCAGUUAUCGCUUCUCUUCAGCUCAUUACUUACAACCUCCAAAAAGAAAAAAGAGAUAAGAAUUUGUCUACAAAAAGUAUAGCAAUUAUACGUGUUCACAAAACAAACAGGCAAGUCAAGCAUGUUUACAGAAAGUACAGCAAAGAAACUGUUUCAAAAUAGCCAGGAACCAAACUAUUUCAUAAAAGGAGUGUAACAAAUUUGAUUUCAUAGGUACAUUGUAAAGCAAUCAAAUCAAUCAAUCUUUCUAAAAAUGUACAGCAGCCCAAUUUGGUCACAAAAUGUUUAGUAGCCAAACGCCUUUACAUAAAGUAUGACAAACAACCUAGUUUGACAAGAACAACAACCACAGUUGACAAAAAAACGUGAAGCAACCAGACUUGUUCAACGAAGGUAAAACAACCUAAAUUGUUUACAGAAUGUGCAGAAACUAAGCUUGUUCAAAUAAAGCACACUAAAUAAACUUAUUUUCAAAAAAAUGCAACGACCAAACAUGUUAACAUAAAUCAUAGCAAACAAAUCUAUUCACUGCCCUGAAAAGUGCAACAAACCUGUUCAAAAUAGCAACCAAACUUGUUUAAAAUAGUAGAGUGCUCAAACUUUUCUACUGAUAAGGCAAUCAACAAAAUCCUCUAAAAAAAUACAGCAGCCAAAGUCAUCCACCAAAAUAAUGGCAGAAAAAGAAUAUAAAUUUGCUCAUAGAGAGCACAGAUACAAGCACUCUUCCGCGUGUGUACUUGCAGUAUCCAAAGCACCCUUCAUGGGACACUCCAUCCAACACAUCAACAUAAAUUACAGGGACUAAAGAUUUUAUGAAUUCGACCACGAAAAGAGGAGUAACCAUAAGCCCAAACAAAAAUACAAAAGACAAACUGCUUUCCAAAAAUGCAAGAACAAAACGUCUUCACGAAAUAGAGCACAACUACACUAGUUGCAAAAUGUACAGCAAGUGACGUUACGUACCAAAAUACAACAACCAAACCCUUAAGCGACAGCAACCGCUCUUGAACCCUUCACUGGUGGAACAACUUGUCCUUGAGUUACGACGAGUCAUCGAAAAUAAUCUUUAAAGUAAAAUUUUGUUGUCGUAAAUGGGAAUGAAGUACUUGUUGUAAGAAAGAUCGAGAUAGAUAUCGGCUGUUUACAAACUGGAAUUGUUUGUGUGUGUCGCCAUGUUGAAUCAUAUGAAGCGUUACGGAACAAAAGAGCUAUUGUAUGAUGAUGAUGGUGGAAACCUCAUAAAGUCAUAUGAGCCAACAGUUGGGCGCCCCCAAGAAAUUCGAGCACUAAUUUUGCUUUUCUUUGACUAAACUUUUCAUACAUUUCGGUUCUUAUUUCCAAAUUUUUGUCACGCAUCUUCAUAGUACAAGACGUUUUUAUCAUUUUAACGACAAAUUGUUCUACCUUUGCGAUGGACGAGCAUCCCAUCCAGGGGGGAGUAAUGAUACUGCUAGUCGCUACAUGGUAAAGAAACCGGGAUAAGCUUCGGCUGAGUGGGCCACUUGGCCCGAGUAAAGCUACUUUCCUUUUAUUCUACCAUUGGAGGUUUCCUUUAACAAAAUGAAGAGCAAUUAACUCGUCUUCAUAAAAAGUGCCACCAGACAUACUUCUACAAAUUACACCAAAAAGCUUUCCUCACAAAAAGUACAGCUACUGAAUAAAACUGCAGAAAGUACGGAUGAAAACAGUGAACCAACAUUUUUCAACAAGAGUUUUACAACUAAACUAUCAAACCCUCAGAAAAAGAGAGGACAGGAGCCAUAAGUUAAGAAGGAACCAAAGCUUUUUACAGUACGUAGAGUUAUACUGUAGAGCUGUCUAUAAAAUGUACAGAGACCAAAAUUUUGCACCAAAUCUACGGCAACCAAAGUAGUUGAGAGAAUAAACAGCAAUGUAAGGUCCCACUAAAAGUAUAACAACCAAACAUGUUGAUAUACAGUAAGUGUAUCGACAAAAGUUUCCAAAACUUUAACUACCAAACUAGCUCAAAAUUAUAACGUAUAGCCUCAGUUUGAAGUUGUCUACAAAUGCAUGGCAACCAAAGCUUGUUUUAGAAUGUAGAAACCAAAAAGUGCAUAUAAAGAGUUUGGGUCUGAGUCUUGAAGCGUCAUAUCACCCUGGAUCAAAUGGAACCCCAAGUUAUGCAAUGUUAUAGAAAGACCAUUUUAUUUUUUUAUCUUAGAAGUGAAAUAGUGGGAUUAUACUUUUUAUGAUGCUUUCAAGAGGUAAAAAUAAUCCGUAAAUUCGAAAAGCAGGGGACGUUUGCGCUAUUUAACUUAACCAAUUUUGUUUACAAAGACAGAAAACAACAGCAAAACGUUAAUACUGUAAGCGAUAUUACGAGAUACUCCGAUACGAAAGAGACCAUCAUAAUCUAUGAGGUGACGAUGGUAAAUCCAGAACUCGUUGAAAUUGAAGUGAAAUAAUGUUCUCUCAGCAAAUAUCGUCUGAACAACAGUAAGCGUUUUUUCUGAGCUUAUUUGAUUUGGUUGCGGGUUGUUUGUCUGACUGAAUGGCCGGUUAAUUGAUCGAGUGGCUUACUGACUAACUGAUAGACUGACCCAAUGGCUGACUGGCCAACUGUUCGCCUGACUGUAGUUGGUCUGCAGAUAGAUGUUCACUAAAGCUGCUGUUGGCUCCUUGGAGUGAGAAUUUAAUUACGGCAGUGACUGAUAUAUAUACAAUAUACAAUACAAUUUGUUCGCCAUUCAAAGAGUGACAUUAUCACAAAUAUCAUAAUAUAAUUAUAAAUUUAAGGUGGAGUACAUUACCAGAUAAACAAGUUUACAAUACCUUUUAAAUAACGAUAUUAUAAUGGAUGCAAGACAGCCUUCAGAAACCACGGGGCUUAUAUUUAUCGUUGAAUGCGUAAUGCAAUUCACUUAGCGAUCUUUCAAAUAUUUAUUACAGGUUCCCCGCCAAAGGUUUGUUUACAAGCUGAGUAGACACUCAAGCAACAUUGAACCAGAAAUGAGCGCUUCUCGCCGAUCUAAAUCAUCACCAUUUGACAGCCAGGCUGGAUUCUCUUCCGUAAAUUCGUUAAGCUCCACUAUUUCGCCUGUGGGGAACUCGUCGCACCAGUCAGUCAUGCCUCUGUCUCACUGUCCUCACUGCUUAUGUCCAAGGUUUCUGUCUGCAACUAAAUCGAGUGGAGGUAACGGAAGGAUAAUGGUUAGUGGGCGCCCAUCACAGAAGGAAGCGGAUUUACCUCUUCUUCCAGCUUCGGCGCGUUCAAUCCCCGUAUCCGUCAUUCAGAGGAUCAGUUUUUUAUGAACGACUUAAUUCUUACAAUAACCAACGAAUGACUAAUGUUCUUUAGCUGAAACUUUAAUCUUCUUGAUGAAAUUUUGCAGUAAAUAAUCGUAAUGACUAAAAAACUUUUUUUAAAAUAAUAAAUAAUAAAUUUAAUUUCUUCACGUAUCUCGUUACUUUCUCAUCGACAUCCUGAGCAAUAUUACUUUAAUCUUUAAACUCCAGCGUCAUAUUGCAAAUUCUUCAUACUGUUACCUAUAAAUUUCCUGAGAAUUUGUCCGACAAUCAAGGGCCUCUUGAGUUUACAAUCAUAACCUUUAUUCUCCCUCCGCAUUGCUUGAUUCAGGUUUGAUGUUGUUGGGAGAAAUUGGAUGCUUAUCGUUCUUAGGGGUUACAAGCUUUCGUUAACCUUAUAUGAAGAGGGUCACCUCCGCUGAUCAUGAACGUAGAUGUUCCUAGAUUUUUGGGGCAAACUAUUUUCACCCUAUCAAGUUACUAGUUAGAUGAGCAAUGUAUGUAUUUUUUAAACGCCCCCGCCUGUGUUUUUCCUGGUACAAUAAGCCAUGAAAGUGAGUGCACUAAGUAAGAAGUCUUUCGAAUCAGUGUUCCUCGGUUUAGUGUCGUAUACGUCACACGGUGUGUCUCAAGUUCAUUUUCAGUCAUUAAAAAUAUUAUUUGCUUCUCUUAAUGUUGUUGAUUCACAUUUUGAUCUUAAUGUGAUUUUUUAAUUAUGCAUUUGCGCCCUUGAGGAAAGAUCUCGAGAAAAGCUACGCUUUUUCACCUUUUUAGCAAAUGGUUAUUUCAAUGACUACCAUAAUUUUAAUGAUUACCAGAAGAAACGUUGGAGACACACGUCACGGUGGAGCCAGAGUCACGCUGUCUCAUACCACUGUCUAGUUGAGCCGGCUUCUUAGUUCACCGACCUUAAAACUUUUGUUGGAUCAUUUAGCACUCUCAUCAGGAUCCUUAUAAUCACGAAAGUGUCGGCCGAAUAUUUCGAUUGAGGUGAGUUGAUAAAUACAAAUCUAAAAGUAAGGAAUGAGGUUUUUUACGUAAUAAGUUUGAAUGAAGCUAGUUGAGCCGGCUAGGUAGCUCACCGGUCUCAAAAUUUUUGUGGGAUCAUUUAGGACUCUCAUUAGGAUCUGUAUAGUCACGAAAGUGUCGGCCAAAUACUUCGAUUGAGGUGAGUUGAUAAAUACAAAAGUGAAAAUACGGGGACGUAGGGACGUAGAAAACGUUCGAGUUCGGCAGGAGGAUUCAAACGCCAAAUUUUCCGAUUUCCGCGUUCUGAUACUCAACCUUUUUAUACAUACAAACUUGUUUGAUUAGUGUCCUGCAUACGGCUAGGCAAGGAACGGGGUUGUCGAAAGCGUGAUUCUCGAUGAAAAAGUUUUGUAAAUUAGUUCUACCGUCAUACCCAUCUCUGUUGAGUCUCUGAGAUGUUUUUCUCUAUCCAUGAUUGGCCGAGCGUAAAUUAUAUGAACUAAGAGACUUUAGUUUAGCUGUCAGUAAAAUAUUUUCAAGAGAAUCAUACCUAUAAAAUUGGAGGAAACACGUUUCUAAACAGGAGAGGUUACCGUGGAACCUUUUUGUUAUUCUAAAACAAAGCCGCAGUCCCUAAGGUAAUCUUUUGUUUCCGCAAUCGUUUUAUUUGUCCGUAAAUUGAAUGCUCGAUGAAUGAUAGUUCCUGAGAAAACUUCAGUCAAGACGUCAAAAUCUUAGCAUAACAAUUCUAAAGUGGUCGCUCCUGUAUUUCUGAAUGAUUCAGGUCAAAUAUUGAUAUUAUUACCAUAAAACUAAUUUGUUAAGUCUGCUCAAAAUUCGAAAGUGAACAAGACCAGCUUGUGUUUACAUAUAUACAUACAUGUACACCCGGUUUAAGAAACAUUGCAAAUUGGAAAAACAUAUCUUAAAUUUACAUUCUAUUUCUUUUCAUGAAACAGUUGAUGGACCAUGCAUGUAUAUUCCACAUCUAAGGAGUAAUACCUUUUCUGUUAUUGUUUAAGCUUCACUGUGAAUAUCAAUGUUCUUUUACACUACUGAAUUUUACAUCGUAGAUAAAACGACAAAAGAACAAAUUAGAAUGAAAAAAGCUGCAGCUUUUCUCUUUUACCCAUCAAUUCCUGAUCUUCUCAAUGCCUGCUGCAUUAUAAUAGCUCUGAUAUUCGCUGGUGUAUCAUAGAGCUAUACUUAUCCCUAUGAUUUAUUCUGUCAGCACCUUUUUAAUUGAAAAAGGAAAGGAAUAUUUAUUUUAUCUAUAUUUUCAAAUUGAAAAAUUUUUUAAAAUAUAUAUAUAUAUAUAUAUAUAUAUAUAUAUACAUAUAUAUAUUUAUAUGUUUGUAUAUAUAUACAUUCAGAUGUAUAGGUUUCAAAGGAAUAUAUUUCAAAUACCUUGCCUAAACUCAGAGACUAUUGGAUAAUUUUUUGCAGUUCUUUGGGCGAACAAUUUCUGAUUUCUAAAUGUAAGUCCAACAGGUACAGAACCUAAAUGUUAUGUUUAUUGGGGCACCAGAGAGAUUGGCAACUAUCAGACAGCUAAUCAUAUAACCAAUAUAUCAAUGGAACCUUAGUCAUAGGUUACAUAAUAUAAAUAUUUUUCUAUUUCUCAAUACUCUAGGAAAAACAUUAUCGUAAUGAAUCAGCAAAAAGAAGUUCCUUUCACCAGAAGAGCUCUGAAGAGAGUCAGUGAAGCUAACUCAAAGGAAUAUGAAUUUUCUAUUGUCACCUACAACAUCCUUGCUGAUUAUUGGAUACAACAGAAUUCAGGGAAAGCAGACUCUUACAACUAUUGCCCAAAGGAAUACAUGAUCAGAACAAAUGGAAGAGCCUCACAUCGUCAUGUACUGCUUAUGGCUGAGGUACAAAAAGCAGUUUCAAUUUUUAAUAUUUCUUGACCCACAGAGAGCUAGUUAUCUUGGGCAGACUACUAUUAAUUCCUUAUGAAGUAAAUACUUGGUAAAACCUCGCAGAAUACCAACAAAAUAAUUCUACAAAUGCUAGAACAUAAUUUUUUAUGCUGUAGUAGAAAGUUACUCAUGUUACCUCAUGAUUUUAAGUGUGAAAAUUUUGAGCACUUUGUUAUAGCUCUUGAUGUCUUUCAAAGGUGUGUGCAUGUAUAGAAUGUGUCUUCAUGUACAUGUAUUUCAAAGAUUGUGAUAGCAGGGUGACUUGGGUUGCUAGUCUUAAUUAGAAAGGAAUGAAAAGGGACUGCAUGAUACAGGAUCCUGGUUUUUUCAAAUAUUUGAAGGUUUUCUGAUGAAACCUACCUUACAACCAUAAAACACAGUUUACACAACUUCUUUUAAAUUUAUGUGCAGUUAUUUUGUUUCUUUACAACUUUGUUUACCUAACACCCCAUCUUUGGUACCAUAUUUCUAUGUUAGUUUCACUUUGUUUACAAAUUAUAUAAAUUUCCAUCUAGAGGUACUUAUUGGUUUUGUGUGUUUCUGUGUGCUGCUCCUCAUUGUGAUGCAUGCAUUUAAUGUUUUUCAUAUUUUACAUUUAACACUUUAACUCCUAUGCGUGAAAUAGAAUUUCUCCUUACAAUAUUAUCACAAUAUCAAGCAGACAAGUGAUGAGAAUAAAGAAAAAUAUCAGUUAGGGGAUUGUAAAUUUAUCUAAUACCAAAUUCUCCAAACUAACAUCACAAAAACUGCAUGGCAGACAGUAAGGAGAAUUACUAAUGAGAUCUUGGGGGUUUAAGGGUCAAUAUUUUGUUUAUUGGAUAAGGCAUAUAUUGCACUAAAUGCCUGUUUUGAAAAACAAAUUCUAAUCAUUUAUGUACUAGUGAGUCAACAUUUUCACCAGUCCUACCUGGUCCUGCGUGUGUCUAAACAAUUUUUUCUUUAUUAUUUAGUUAAGAUGGCUUGACAGUGAUAUCAUCUGCUUGCAAGAGGUUGAUACAUCUUACUUCAAUGAGAUUCUGAAAGAGGAAUUAUCUGAGCUGGGUUAUGAAGGUCUUUUUGCAAAGAAGUGUAUGGGGAUCCCAGAAGGGGAGGCACUGUUUUUUAAGAAGAACAAGUUUUACCUCCAAGAAACAAAGACAGUUUAUUUGAAUGACAUGGCAGAGUGCACCUUUCAGCAUACUGAGAUACCUCUGUUUUGGGAGGUUGCAUUACUUGCUACAUUGAGGCACAAACUUAGUGAUUCUCUUCUAGUAUUGUGUAAGUUAUUUAUUUGAAUUCAUGAAAAUAUGAUAUCAGCAUAAAUCAUAUGAGAAUAAUUACAUUUAAAUAUAUAAUAAUAACAAGAAUAGCCAUUUAAUGGUGACUGAUAUUUUAACUGAUACAGAUAGGAGUUGUUGCAUGUAUGCAUUUCUCGGUAAUUGUGAAGAACAGCUCCCCUUGGGACAGAUUGCUGACAGCCGGCCAACAGAUUACCAACAGUUGGCCAACAGAUUACCAACAGUCAGCCGAUAAAUAACCAACAGUCAGCCGACUGUCAGUGAGGGGAGCUGUUCUUCACAAUUACCCAUUUCUCUUUUCAGUUCCAUUCAAUCUAAAGUCAUAGAACUUUUUGAGAGCAUUGGAAAAACUGGACUGUGGGAAUAGAAUUUCAUUUGUUUAAAAGUUGUUGGUUGAAUACAUUUUUUAACCUUCAUCUCUAAUGUUUCUUUCCUGUCAGGGCGUAUUGCUUUUAAAAAUUGUAAUAAAAUUAUCAUGUUGAUAACUUGAAACUGUUAGAUGUGCAGUAACAUAAAUACAAGGUGCUAAGAAUGAGUAAAUGAUCAUGAACAUAGAUUGAAUAAUCAUUAUGGUAAAGGUUUCUUUAACCUCAUAAGUUUCACUUAACAAUUUUGCACAAUUAAACUAUAAAUAUAGAAUUGAGGUAUUCAAUAGUAAAUUUACAUCUUCUAGAUAAAGCACUGUACAUAUAUGUGACUUUUCACUUGUAGCAUAAAAAAUUUCCUACCUUUUGAUCUUAAAGAGGGAGUAAUAAUGAUGAAAAUUAUGAUAAAAAUGAUGAUUGUCACAAUGUUGAGUUGGCUGGUAAUUAGAUCUUUGGGGACUAGCCUCUCUAUGGUGGAUCAGUCUUUUCCGGCAAAAUGUUAAGAAACAUGUGUAUGUACAUUAAUUUUAUUUGGUUGUAAACUCUAGUUGAAUGGAAAUGUUAUACUAUUUUGUUAUACUGAAAUCUGUGCCAGGUGUACAUCUACAUGUAAUAUACAAGUUGUACCAAGUACUGACAACAUCCUUUCCUUUUGCCUUCCCCAGUGAUACCUCUAGCCUAAUUAAUCCCCUCUUUUGCUUUAACCUUGAAGGUGUAACACAUAUACGAUGGGGAGAUUUGAAAGAAACUGUUUCCCAAGUUUGUCAAAUAGCAAUGGUCACCAAAGCCCUUUAUGAUAUGGUUUCAUCACUGCAGGAGUCUGACGGUAAUAGAGUGGCGCACAUUCUUUGUGGAGACUUCAAUAUUGAGCCUCAAUUUCCUGCCUACAAGCUUCUGGCAGAGGGAAAACUGACAGAUAAAGAGAUCAACACUCUGAAGGGUUAUGAUUACAUAAGAUGGGGUCGCGACACAUACAUGGAGAAAACAUUGCAGGUAUGGGGUAGUACAUGAAUCUAAAUUGCACAAACCAUGAAAAUGUCUCACUGAAUUCACUAAUUACUGCAUAAAGUAGAGGAAUUGUAAAUUCAGUUGGUAGAUAUCAGAUUUUGUUUGUAAAUGUCUUACUUGGGCUCUCAAUUCAAAGAAACUCUGUCUUAGGCACCAAACCUAACAAGCAGAAAAAACAUAAGCAGCCACAUUAGUGACCUAUGGUGAUUUUGGGCAUUAAGUGACCUCCCUGGAAAUUCUUCUCAGUAGCAGCCUUUAAGAGGAAAAUUGAGUCUUCAAAAAGUGUAAAGUUGUGUUAUUCAUUCUAUUGCAAGAAACCUUUAAUACCACGAUAAGUAUUAUGAUACUAUCACCCAUGUGUUUUACAAUACAGCUGUUACCGGAUCAAGUGUCACUUUUACACAAGACUGAGGCACAACUCAAAAAUCCACUUGUCAACUUGCAAAGUGCCUACAAGAGCAUAAUGGUAAGUCUGUAAAAGUAAUGGAUAAAUAAUAGUUAUUAAAUGAAUGUCAACAAUUACUUUACACAACUCAGUUGAUUUUUGGUUAUUGAAAUAAAACUUACUUGUGAAAUACCCUGCCACAUAUCCCAGAGGAUCUUCUUGUACAUCAGGUUUGCUCACUCCUUAACAAGUUAGCAUGUAAACAUUCAACUAUGACACAAACCAUCAACUUCAUUAUUGGAACACAUUUAUUUUACAUUACUUACUUAAAUAAAUGACAAACUCUAGGGUGCAGAACCUCAGUGUACUAACCACGAAGGACCUGAAUGUGUGUGGACUCUGGACUUUAUAUGGUUUGACUCUAGGACUCUAGAGGUCACUGCGGCUUUAGAGACAGUUCCACCUUCUGAUAUUGAGCCAUAUACUGGCCUGCCUAAUAAGUAUUUUCCCUCAGAUCAUUUGUCACUUAAAGCAUACUUCAAGUUUGCCUCUAUGAAAAACAAGAAUGAGUUUUAACAUAGAUCUUGCAUGGAGUAGAAUAUUGUGUCGAAAUAUAGAGGGAUUGUGCAUCUGAAUUUUCUCACAUUUUAUAAUGAAGAGGCAGAUAUUUGAAAUUUUAACAGGAUCAGGCUAAUUUUGUCUUAGCUUUGGUUUUACUUGAUAUACACUGUGUUGAAAAUCAGUUUGUUUCUUGCACGAAAAGUGAGAAAAUAUUAAGCAAAAUUUGAUUACUAUCUUAAUGAUACUUUUAGAUAUUAUAAUUCAACAAUAAUUACUAAAUGAACCUGAUGUAAAUAAGAUGAUAAAAGUCAACUCAAGAGGAUUGCAGCCAAAUUGAAUGUAUCUAUUCUUUAGCUAGUGCUUUUGAUUCGCUGUCCAUGUUUCCCAACAUCCCUUCUUUGUCUAUUCCAUAUAUUCAGUGUUUCCUACGCAUUCUCAGCAUUUGCAUAAAUUUGGUUUUAUUGGACUUUUCACUUUCAAUCGUCGGGAAAUGACGUAUUCAUCGUGAACUGUGGCCAACCUCACUAAAUCUAUCCACGGAAUAGACUUGACCUGAAUUUGGUAGCUGGCACUUAAUUUCUCUAUUACUGGCGAGUGUUAGGGAGCGGCACCACUUCUCAUUACAACCCAAAGAAAAUUCAGGUUUUGUCGCAAGAUAGCAAGCAUACGCAGUUGGUCGGUUUUCAUUGUCUGGGAUAUUCAUGCUUUCGAUGACGUCAUGUAGAAUUGCACGUGGAUUCGGCUUUGUUCUAGUUUCUCAAAAUUUUGUCACGAGACAAGUACAAGCACAAAACGCCUUAAGCAGAUAAAAAGUAAAAUUAGUCAGGAUUUACAAUUUGGUUGAACAUUUUAGAGUGUCAAAAGUUUACUUAAUCAAUAGUUAAUUAUUUACCUAGUUAAAAAAUCAGUACUACUGAAAUACUAAUUAAGAAAAAAAGAAAGUUCUUGAUUCAUAAUAACAAUAACGAAAAAAUUAGCAUAGACCUUGUCAAAAAAAAUAAGUAAACAAUUUCUUGCGAAACACUGAUAAGGUGUUAGACUCCCUAAUGUUAGGAGUUAGUUCAUUCCAUGAGCAACAAACCCGAAUGAAAAAUGAAUUCUUAAAGAUUCUGUUGGAAUAAAAGGGACAUUACGUGUAAGGUAAGCAACCGCAUUUCUUAAAGGC